Messenger RNA from Neofelis nebulosa (Clouded leopard), 1838 nucleotides. RefSeq names its product zinc finger protein 32 (gene ZNF32). The transcript is spliced from 3 exons. The record is from RefSeq and is a predicted model, not a curated record. Gene Ontology annotation, biological process: regulation of transcription by RNA polymerase II. The coding region runs from base 786 to 1649 and encodes 287 amino acids. NCBI's taxonomy places the organism in Eukaryota, Metazoa, Chordata, Mammalia, Carnivora, Felidae. Gene Ontology annotation, molecular function: DNA-binding transcription factor activity; RNA polymerase II cis-regulatory region sequence-specific DNA binding.
AGCUUCUACUCCAAAUUGGAAGCGAGGCCUCCAAAUACAAGUUUUUUUGGUUUUUUUGGUUUUUUCCAAAUACAAGUUUUAAAUGCCUCUCCAGUCAAAACAACACGUAGCCAAGUGUACAGCUGUCAAGUGUAGCAUUUGUUUACUUUAACAAAACGAAGCACUGUAGCAUCACACUGCUAUUGCAUUAAAUCAGGAGGCGAGCAUUUUGAUGAAAUAUAGUUGAUGGAAAUAAGGAGUACACAUUGAACCACUGCAUAAAGUGUAAGAAUUCGGUAAUGAGGAUCCUAAAGUAAGAAGGAAAUACUCAAAAAAAAAGGGGGGGGGGGGAGGGAUAGAUAAUAUGGAGCAAGAGGAUUCCUAGGAUCUUGAAGGUUAGUAAAAUCUGGUCAAGCACUGUUACAUUCGAUUCCAUUUUAUAAAAAUUCUCACCAGCUCUUUAGUGAUUAGAGAACUGUCUACUGUAAGGGCAUAGACUUUGGACCUCAAAAGUCUUUAAUUUGAUCCUUUGCCUAUCGUUGACUCCUUAUUGGCUCUGAGAAUUGGAGCAGGUUACUUAUCCUAGUUGGAGUACCUUGGCUUGGUUUUGGGAGUCUGGAGUAGGUCUUCCUUUCCCAGGAAUUGACAAGUAUUUACACAUAGAAUUGGUAUUCUCAUACCUUGAAGAGUAGGAGAGGGCAGUCUGGAUCCGAAACCUCCUAAAUAUUGCUAAAAGGUGUUCAAGAACAGCCCAUGGAAGAAUCAUAUGAAGAGGUGGUGAUUAAGGUCAUACGGCAGGCGUGGACAUGUUUGGAUUUCCAACAGCUACCCUGCUGGACUGUCACGGAAGAUAUGCUCAGAAUGUAGCAUUUUUCACAUAUUGGUGCAUCUUACAUGACUUCCCUCUCAUUUUACCAGAUGUGAUGACAGAAGCCCACCACAAAUAUGACCACUCUGAGGCCACAGGAUCCUCAAGCUGGGAUUUCCAGAAUUCUUUCAGAAGGGAGAAGCUGGAACAAAAAUCCCCAGAUUCUAAGACACUACAGGAAGAUUCACCUGGAGUGAGACAGAGGGUCUAUGAGUGUCAGGAAUGUGGAAAAUCCUUCAGGCAAAAAGGUAGUCUAACCUUGCAUGAGAGAAUCCACACCGGUCAAAAGCCCUUUGAGUGUACCCAUUGUGGAAAAAGCUUCAGGGCCAAAGGCAAUCUUGUUACACAUCAGCGAAUACACACAGGAGAGAAGCCCUAUCAGUGCAAGGAGUGUGGGAAAAGCUUUAGUCAACGAGGUAGUCUGGCCGUUCACGAAAGACUCCACACUGGACAGAAACCGUAUGAGUGUGCUAUUUGUCAGAGAAGCUUCAGGAAUCAAAGUAACCUUGCUGUUCAUAGAAGAGUUCACAGUGGUGAAAAGCCCUAUAGAUGUGAUCAGUGUGGAAAAGCCUUCAGUCAGAAAGGAAGCUUAAUUGUUCACAUCAGAGUCCACACAGGCCUGAAACCCUAUGCCUGCACACAGUGCAGGAAGAGUUUCCACACCAGGGGGAAUUGUAUCCUGCAUGGCAAAAUCCACACAGGAGAGACACCCUAUCUGUGUGGCCAGUGUGGGAAAAGCUUUACUCAGAGGGGGAGUCUGGCCGUGCACCAGCGAAGCUGCUCACAAAGACUCACCCUUUGACCACUCUCUUCAAAUGAAGUUCUCUUUAUGAAUUAAAAGUACAAAAUCCUCAGAUCGAGCAACCUAUCCAAUUCUAUGGAAUGAAUGCAGACUCUUUCAGAAAGACCAUCAUUGGGUAGGGCAUACUGACUUCUUUCCUUUCCCCCAAAUGAAUAUGAAAAAUAAAUGUCUUGUUUAUUAUCAUUAUCA